AUGGUGAUGAUGAUUAUAUCACUGGGGCUUCUCUUUGUUGGACUUGGUAUGACAUCAGCUGCUGCUGGCCCAGGCAGCUGUGUGGGUCGAUGCGGUGAGGUUUUCAACAGAGGCUGGCAGUGUAAGUGUGACUUCAGCUGCCUGCAACAUAAUGAGUGCUGCCAGGACUUUGAGGCUACAUGCACCAUCGCACAGUCAUGUCAGGGUCGCUGUGGUGAGGUCUUCCGACGUGGUAAGCUGUGCGAAUGUGAUCCACUGUGUGUCCUCUACAACACCUGUUGCCAUGACUACAAAUUGAACUGCAAUGCCACAGUGCCACUCUCACCAGAGUCAUAUCGCGGCAGGUUCCAGUCUCUAAGGGCCACAGCUUCAGGAAAGCGGAAAUCCCAGAGGAACAGGAAAUCCUCCAAUAGUGAGAGUGAGGAAUAUUUCACAGGAAGAGGCCGCUGCCCAGAGCACCUUGGGGCUCAGUGUCAGGGUUCUUCAGGCCUCCUCAACUCACUGACUGUUGGCUUAUCUGACUCCACCCCUUCUGCUGUAUCAGCCAAUCAGCUACAACAUGGUGUGAGUAGCAUGCCUGUUGGCCUGCUGCCUGGGAUAGUCCCUUCCUCUCACAGCAGAGCUCCAUACUCACCAGCACCAAGCUCAUCUCUGCCCAUCAAUAAUGCUCCGUCUCUGGGCAUUGGUGCUCCAGUGAGCCCCCUGGCUCAUGGAGCUGUUGGCAGUAAACUGGAUGCCCAGCUUGUGUUAUCCCCUGGGGGAGCUGCUUCAUCUAUGCUUAGUCAAGGCCUUGGUGUUCCAGCAGGUUCCAGACCCAGCACUCUUCAAGAUGUAUUACAGGGCUUGGGGCAUGGAGGAUCUGAAGGACGAGGAUCUGAAGGACCAGGAACAGGGGUCUUUGCUGAUGUCGACCUAUGCAGCCAUUCUCCCAUCAAUGGACUGACAGCGCUCAUUAACGGGACCAUUCUGGUAUUUAAAGGCGAGUUAUUCUGGUCCGUUGAUCCCAUCAGCCGCUCUGUGGGUCAGCCACAAAGUAUCACAGACACUUUGGGCAUCUCAUCUCCCAUCGACACCAUCUUCACACGUGCCAACUGCCAAGGAAACACCUACAUUAUCAAGGGGGACCAGUACUGGCGUUUAGAUGGGAACAUGGUGAUGGAGCCGGGUUACCCCAAACCUCUGGUCUCAGAAUUCCCUGGUUUGACAGGACACAUCAGUGCUGCACUGGCAGUGCCGGCCACCAGGAGCAAACCAGAAACUGUGUACUUCUUUAAGAAUGGAGAAAUUUUGCAGAGCUUCACAUUCCCACCAGACAGCAUUCCUUCCUGCAGCAAGAAACCAAGAAAUUCCAUGAAUACUGGAGUUCUUCUGGGUGGAGAGAUCAACAUCAAAGUGUCUCUGAAGGGAUUUCCCACCCCCAUCACCUCGGCUCUGUCCAUGACCAGCCCUCAGGGGAGCGGCAGAUACCAUCACUACGUCUUCUCUGGACCUCUCUUCUUCAGCAUCCAGAUUUCAGGCGACCUGCCAGUGCUGACCAAGCCUGAUCCAUCUGCAUCCUUUGCACCUUUGCCCAUCCUCAGCCAAACUACUGUGGCAACCAGUUCUGCAAACAUGGCUGGCCAGAACACGGUCCUUCCCCAGCCAGCCAACUCUAUCAGAGUUUGGCUGCGCUGUCCUUAG
Messenger RNA from Pundamilia nyererei, 1680 nucleotides. It is a transcript of the gene prg4a, whose product is annotated as proteoglycan 4a. Gene Ontology annotation, biological process: immune response. Lineage: Eukaryota; Metazoa; Chordata; Actinopteri; Cichliformes; Cichlidae. Bases 1 to 1680 code for a protein of 559 amino acids. Gene Ontology annotation, molecular function: scavenger receptor activity; polysaccharide binding. The record is from RefSeq and is a predicted model, not a curated record. The transcript is spliced from 14 exons.